Klebsormidium nitens is the source of this 2123-nucleotide messenger RNA. NCBI's taxonomy places the organism in Eukaryota, Viridiplantae, Streptophyta, Klebsormidiophyceae, Klebsormidiales, Klebsormidiaceae. The record is from the annotation of a GenBank genome assembly.
CCUGAUUCCUCUUAUGAAAGCGGUCAUACGCUCCCUUAUAUCUUUCUUUUUCCUCUUUUCUUCUAUUUCAUCUCAUUUUCCCCCUCUAUCUCUAAGUUGGCUGUGAGUGGGGCCCCACCUGUGAUUCAGCUGGGCCAACUUAGCUUGCAGAAACACGAAGAAAGGGGCGAGCAUCCUUCAAGAAGCUCCUUGUAACUUUCGUGUAGCUGAACCUCCUCACGAUGGGCUGCUUCGCAUGGUGCUAAGUGGAGCACUUUUAUUUCUCGGUUCUCUGCGCAGCCGCUAGUUCGCAAACAUGGCGGUCCGGGCUGUUAUGUCUACACGCGCUCUCCUGUUUCUAUGCAGUCUCUCCUUAGCUGCCGCCGUUCAAGUCACUGACUUCUUGCCGCUUCUUCCGCAUCCAUACAAUCUACAGGCUUUGCAGGCAACUAGUCUCGGGGACCCCAUUUCAAUCCUACCAAAGUACGUCGGUUCCCUGAUCCCUGGAAAGGAGGUGGCAUGGAACGGGUCAUGCUUUAAGAGCACCACAGCAUUCAUCAACCUCACGGAGCCUGUCAAGAACGGAAGUCUGGGGGGUGGCGUGGUCCAUGUCAUUGUGGAAGGCCCAAAGAGCUACACGUGCAUCGACAUCUACGUCUUCGGCACCCCGUACCGUCUCAUGUGGGACUGGUAUUUUCUGGGGCGCCAUCACACGGAAACCGUGAGCGAAUGGCACGAGGGCGAGCGGGAGUUUGUCGAGACGCGGGGGCUGUCAGUGUUUUUGAUGCCGGCCGGGAUGCUCGGGACGCUCAAGUCGAUGUGGGACGUCUUCCCGCUCUUUGCAAACACGGGCUUUGGUGAGAGUGCCAAUAUUGCUUUCCUUGAGCGCCGCAUGGGCACGCCUUUCGUGAAACGCACGCCCCCCCUCUCGCCCGCAAUUAACGCGAGCGACAUCCGCUCAGGCGACUUUCUGGCGCUGUCCAAGAUUCGCGGCCGGUGGGGGGGUUUCGAAACGCUGCAGAAGUGGGUUACGGGAGCGUAUGCGGGACACACAGCGGUGGCGCUGAGAGAUGACAAGGAUGACUUGUGGGUGAUCGAGGGGGGGCAGCCAGACGAACAGGGCAAGGAAAUCAUCGUCUCCUGGAAGUGGGACGACUGGUGGCAAAUGAACCUCAAGGACCCCUCAGACCCGCAUGUCGCUCUACUGCCCCUCCGGAGUGAUCUGCGGGCCACUUUCAAUGAGACGGCCGCCUGGGAGUACGUCCGUUCGAUGCUCGGACGUCCAUACGGCUUCCACAACAUGAUCUUCAGUUGGAUCGACACCGAACGCGACAACUACCCAACGCCGAUGGACGCACACCUAGUUGCGUCCUUCAUCACCAUGUGGGAGCGGAUCCAACCCGACUACGUGGCAAACAUGUGGAACGAGGCACUAAAUAAGCGCCUCGGAACGGACGGCCUGGAUCUGCCGGAGAUCCUGGUGGAGUGCGUGCGGCGGGGGAUGAGUUUCGGCGCCUUGCUGGCGCUCCCGGAGGAUGACACGUGGCUGUACAGCGACGGGCCGAGCGUCACGUGCGACGUGCUGGUGCUGAUGAUGUAUAAGCGGGCGGGCGUGUUUGGGGAGCUGGCGGAUAAGAUCAUGGCGACGGAAUUCCAAGUACGGGACACGUACAUGCUCAAGAUCUACGAAGAGGACGAGACGUUGUUACCAUCGUGGUGUCGUGGAACUGAUGACCCGCCGUUCCCCUAUUGCCAGCUGCUAGGAAAGUAUAGAUUAGAUCUGCCUCUGUUCAAUACGAUCGCCCCGUACGCGCACAUGAAUGAGCGGUGCCCUAGCAUGGCUCCGCUGUACGACCGACCAACCGGUUGCUGACGGGGCUCUUUUUGUGAGUAGCUCGGGUCGUCGUCGAAGCUGAUUGAGGUGUACAUAACCGGUGCUCGAAGGUGAUUCUUUAGGUUUGCUCGACGUAGAAAGAUGGUGUCGACACUAAGUUUGUAUCCCAGUUUGAGCUAUCUGCACGCCUGUAGUAUAGCUUUAGCAUGUACCAGCUACAACUUGGUAUUGAUUGUUUGUUCACAUUCCAGUUAUUGCGUGCACAGUAAGUGUGUGGUCGGAUGAUUAUGUCUCGAUCGCCUUUACUAAG